Messenger RNA from Anolis carolinensis (green anole), 1561 nucleotides. RefSeq names its product acidic nuclear phosphoprotein 32 family member B (gene anp32b). Gene Ontology annotation, cellular component: nucleus. The coding region runs from base 251 to 1015 and encodes 254 amino acids. Gene Ontology annotation, molecular function: histone binding. Gene Ontology annotation, biological process: regulation of apoptotic process. Lineage: Eukaryota; Metazoa; Chordata; Lepidosauria; Squamata; Anolidae. The record is from RefSeq and is a predicted model, not a curated record. The transcript has 7 exons.
CCGGUCGCUCAGCCAUUCCUCGCCAGGCCUCGUUGCCAGUUUAACUGCAGUCGCGACGGCGACGAAGGAGGCGCUCGGCGCUCCCGCCCUUCGCAACUCCCCCUGCCUCUCUGCCUCCCUCCCUCGCUCGCCCCAGCGCUGCCCCGCGAGUCCACUCCGCGCCGUGCGCACAGGGCCUGACUCCGGGCCCGCACCGUCGCUGCCGCUGCUGCUGCUUCCGACGACGACGACGCCACCACACGACGCCGACAUGGACAUGAAGAAGCGCAUCCACUUGGAGCUGCGGAACCGGACCCCGCCGGAUGUCCAAGAACUUGUUCUUGACAACUGUAGAUCAAAUGAAGGCAAGAUUGAGGGCCUAUCAGGAGAGUUUGUCAACUUGGAAUUUCUCAGCUUAAUCAAUGUGGGACUGGCAUCUGUACUGAAUCUCCCAAAGCUCCCCAAAUUAAAAAAGCUUGAACUCAGUGACAACCGAAUUUCUGGGGGUCUUGAUGUAUUAGCAGAAAAACUUCCCAACCUCACACAUUUAAAUCUCAGUGGAAAUAAACUGAAGGACAUUGGUACCUUGGAACCAUUGAAAAAAUUGGACUCUCUGAAGAGCCUUGACUUAUUCAACUGUGAGGUAACAAAUCUAAAUGACUACCGAGAGAGUGUUUUCAAGCUUCUUCCUCAACUCACCUACCUGGAUGGAUACGAUCAGGAAGAUAAAGAAGCUUCUGACUCUGAUGCUGAAGUAGAUGGUGUUGAUGAGGAAGACGAGGAAGAAGGUGAGGAGGAGGAAGAGGAAGAGGAAGAUGGUGAGGAGGAAGAGUUUGAUGAGGAGGAUGAGGAUGAAGAAGGAGAGGGAGAAGAAGAUGAGGAAGAUGAAAUCAGUGGAGAGGAGGAAGAAUUUGGACGAGACGGGGAGGAGGAAGAUGAAGAGGAGGAGGAAGAGGAUGAAGAUGAAGAGGAGAGUGGAAAAGGUGAAAAAAGGAAAAGAGAAGCUGAUGAUGAAGGGGAUGAAGAUGAUGACUAGGGCCUUCUGUGCCCCCAAAGGACUGUUCAGUAUUGCUUGGGGCCCCCCUUGGAUGAUCUGCAACUUGAGGAGCCCGUGAGGCACACCUGUAGUCAGUCGUCUAACAAACCCUCCCUCCCAGGUGCAGCCCUCAGAAGAGCCAAAGAGUCGGCCAUUCCUGUGACAUUCCACACACCCCGCAGCUGAUCUGUCCUGGUGGUUACGGAUCUAGCCCUUUGGGGCUAGCCCUUUCACUUCUCCUCUUGGGGUUCCCAGGCCUUCAUCUCCCACUGUUGCCAUAGCAAGAAGAACAAGUGUGAUGGGUCAGUCCUGAUGGUCAGGGGCGACACACUACCCACUGACUGUAGUCCUCUUUUUACUUUCUGUGCGACGAGGCUUUGUAAAUAGAGUCCUGACGUUUUGGGGACUGUUCUUCAUGCUUUGCUUUCCCUGCCUUCCUUUUCCUUUUCUAAGCCGUUGGAUAUUUUUUACAUUAGGAUGUUUUAUGCAACAACAGAAAAGUAUUUUUAAGAACUUGAAUGAAAUAAACGUUAUUUGGUAAACUAA